This is a messenger RNA of Staurois parvus, 304 nucleotides long. The record is from the annotation of a GenBank genome assembly. NCBI's taxonomy places the organism in Eukaryota, Metazoa, Chordata, Amphibia, Anura, Ranidae.
AUUUCAGUACCAAGAGCGGUAACCCCGAGCUACACUCGGGCUUACCAUGCGGCGUUACUCAGGGGAGUCCCUGCAGCACUUACCUUGUCCUUCGCUCCCGCGAUGUUUCCCCUGCAGCGUCCCCGGCCAUCUCCUCCGGCCAAUGCCAGCAUCCGACCUCUGUGUUCCGGUCCCUGUGACGCCGGGACGUACGGGCACCGGAACCGGCAGUAAAUUUUAAAUUUUUAAAAGGUCUUUUAAAAAUGAUUAUUUUGUCCCGAGUGCUUUGUCCAGCGCCCUGCCUGCAUUUUGACUGUUCUUUCUG